GGGCCGCAGCUCGCGCGAGUCCGCAAUCAAUCUCCUGAAUAUUAACUUGCUCCGUCGCUUUUCUUCAGGCUUGUCUAUACACAAUACGUCUGUCACUGUUACCCCUGCGUAAUACUUUGCCCCUGCUGUCCUGCUGCUUCAUCACAACACCAUCAUCAUGGCUCAACCGGCGUCAUACACGAACCCGCUGAAGAAGUUCAAGCUGGUCUUUCUCGGCGAGCAGAGCGUCGGCAAGACGUCUUUGAUCACCCGCUUCAUGUACGACUCAUUCGACAAUACCUACCAGGCUACUAUUGGAAUCGAUUUCUUGUCAAAGACAAUGUACCUCGAAGAUCGCACCGUACGUCUACAGCUCUGGGAUACCGCCGGCCAGGAGCGCUUCCGUAGUCUGAUCCCUUCCUACAUUCGCGACAGCAGCGUUGCUGUUGUUGUCUACGAUAUCACCUCGGCCAAGUCUUUCCAGCAAACUCGCAAGUGGGUCGACGACGUUCGUGGCGAGCGUGGCUCCGACGUAAUUAUCGUACUUGUGGGCAACAAGACCGAUUUGAACGACAAGCGCGAGGUCACCACUCAGCAAGGAGAAGAAGAGGCCAAGAAGCACAAUCUCAUGUUCAUUGAGACUAGCGCAAAGGUCGGACACAACGUUAAGCCUUUGUUCAAGAGGAUAGCACAGGCUUUGCCUGGUAUGGAGAGCGAGCAGAACCAGACGCCAAACCAGAUGAUCGACGUGAACAUCAACCCAGGCCCUACAACAGACAACUCGAGCUGCGCCUGCUAAGCCAUUCGUUCUUGGCUGUACUGUCUUUGUUCCUGUUCGAUACCGUUUCCCCUUCUUCCAAAGAUACCUUUAGUUUUUCCCAAAUCUGUUCUUUCUUGUACAGUAUUUUGCAUGGAGCACGGCGUUUUCUGAGCGGCUGAUUGGCUUUUGGAAUAGAGGGAUAACCCCAUGUACAUAAAUGUAUCUGCAUGUCCUGCUUCAUCACUCCUGCAUCCCCCCAUUUGACA
Messenger RNA from Aureobasidium subglaciale EXF-2481, 1005 nucleotides. RefSeq lists its product as uncharacterized. The record is from RefSeq and is a predicted model, not a curated record. Gene Ontology annotation, molecular function: GTP binding; GTPase activity. Bases 158 to 778 code for a protein of 206 amino acids. NCBI's taxonomy places the organism in Eukaryota, Fungi, Ascomycota, Dothideomycetes, Dothideales, Saccotheciaceae. The transcript has 5 exons.